AUGGCUGAUCACGACAUGAGCGACAGCACACACAUCCUGGUGGCUAGUAUCAGUCAUGCCAAUGGUACCCCAGGCGUGCUUGCCUCUGUUGUUAACAACCUCGGUGUUACCGGUGUCAAUGGUUCCGAGGCUGGAGCCGGAGGACCUACAACAUCGUCGGUUACAUCAACAGCAACCAAUGCAGCAAUAGGAGCAGGAGUAGCAGGAGCAAGAGGAGGAGGAGGAGAAGGAUCAGAAGGGUCGAUGAAAUCACAUCCAAAUCCCGCCAUGACGUCAGAUGCCAUGCAGGGCUCAAUUGGGAUUCAACAGCAAACCCACAACCCAGCCGCGGUCAUGAUGCAUACUCUUCCUCCUUCGUCAACAUCCACAUCUAUAUCCACACAACCUCCUCUUCCACCACCGACGUCAUCAACUACCUCUGCGACCACAAGUGCAUCCACUGCCGCGCAACUUAUCAAGCAACAUCAACAACAUCAGCAACAACAACAACAACAACAACAACAACAACAACAACAACAACAGCAACAACAACAACAGCAACAGCAACAGCAACAACAACAACAACAACAGCAACAGCAACACCAGCAGCAACAACACCAGCAGCAACACCAGCAACAGCAACAGCAACAACAACAGCAGCAGCAGCAGCAGUUGUUGGGACAAGGAUCAGCUGUGACUGGGGUGCCAUCUGUCAUGGGAGGAAUCGCACCUUCGGGGCACGUCUCGGAUGCAUCUCCUGUUGUCAAUGGAGACGGGAUCCAAAAGCUGCCUGUAGCUUCUUCAUAUGACAUCAGUAUGGGCCAGUUGACGAGCGGGACGUCGACUAGUCAACUUUUACAGCAGCAGCAACAACAGCAUCAGCAACAACUACUGAUGCUUCAGCAGCAACAACAACAACAACAACAACAGCAACAGCAGCAGCAGCAACAUCAGCAACAAGGAAAGGAGCAGAGGCGUUUACAACAACAAGCGAUCAAGCAGCUGCAACAGCAACAUCAACCGCAACCUGCACAACAAUUACCCCAACCGCAGUCUAUUCAACCACAGCAACAAGUCUUACAGCUUCAACCAGCCCAGCAACAGCCUCAAAUCCACCAGCAGUCUCAGCCUCAGCCUCAGCUAUUGCCAGAUGGAGUUCAGUUGCUGCAGGAUCAUCCUGCGAUGGAUGAGAGCCUUGUUCCGAACCGGUCAAUGGAGUUUGAUACCUUGGAAGCGGCCCAACAGUUCGCGGAGAGGUAUGCACGAGACGUGAACACUGUCGUGAUCGUGAAGCGUACAACGAAGGACAAGCAUGGAGCUGUAGUUCAGGGAGCAUACAUGGGAACAGACAAGAAGCCGCCAGAUUCCAAUGUCCGAACUAAGCGCUGUGGCUGUCCGUGGAUGAUCUCUGUCGGAUUCUCCAAAAAGCGCGGGAACCGGGAUGGAAAGCGCGGUCGAUUCACCAAGGUACAUCUUGUCCAUAACCAUCCGCUCCUACCCCUCCCUGACGAAGCUGACGGCAGUGCAACAAAGCCCGCCAUCAAGGAGUCCAAGUCAGGAGCAGGAUCGUCCUCCAAGUCAGGAGGAGCAGCGUCCUCAUCCUCUCGGAGUACCAACACACCCAGAACUCGGGCCUCAACGGCCAACGCAGCGGCGGGCUCUUCCAAGGCGGCAGCAGGCGGGCGUCGCGGGAGUGGAGCAGGUGUGGCAAACGACAACAAAAGCGACGCUACUUCAAGGAGUAUAAUGGAUGUCAUUGGCCCCCCCGCGCCGUCUGGCCCUCAGGAAUCAAAUGCGCCUAUGGGCCCUUACAGCUUGCCCGAUUUUUUGGCCCAAGGAGCCAUCAUCUCUUCUCGGUCGUCUGUUGUGCCGCCUGUGACAAUAUCAGGAUUCCAGCCCUCCCAUCCAUCCUUGGGCUCCCUUCCCAGCGAGGUGAUGUCGGCUCUUGGUGGUGCUAGCCACGAUGUUCACCAAGCGCUGCAAGGCAUGUCAUCGCGGACGGAGAUUACGUGGGAUGAUUUGAAGGCGCAGAUGGAUCAGAUCCCCUGGGAUCUUCAGCAGGAUGUUAUGAAGGCUUUCAUGACCAUUCUCCACAUCACACAGCAAAACUUUCAUGUCCCGAUGGUCGGGGGCGACAGGAAUACGGAUGCUGAGGCCAGUGCGGCGGCAACUGCGGCAGCAAUAGCGGAUGUUGUCGGAAACUUGCCUGCCAAUUAUUCGACUAACGCCGGUCAGACUCAACAGUUGCACCAGCAGGUCCAGCAGCCUCAGCCUCAAGCUCAACCCCAAACUCAGGUUCAGCAACCUCAACAAACUCAACAGCCUCAUCAGUCUCAACAGCCACAGCAAGCUCAACAGCACGCAUCAACUGCCUUUGUACGCCACCACAAUCUCUCUGGAGUCAGCGCAGGACCUUCCGCCAUGGAGGGGAUCUCCCACAGUUUGGGAACGACGUCCACCUCUGAUCUGUUGCAGCUCCACCGCGCCGAUGCCGAAGCUCUUCGGGAAAAGGGCCACAGUCGACAGAACUCGAGCGCAGGAGGUAUGACAACGACUGGAGGCGGCGUUAAUGGCGGAGGAGCCGUGGACGGGUCUUCAACGGUCAUCAAUCCCAGUCAGUCAACCGGUAUUCUUUCCGUCGUGUCUUCGCUCUCGGGUACCACGGCUGAGAAUAUCUCUGUAUCAACGCCGACACCGUCCCUUGCCAUGUCAUCUGCCAAUGUCUCGCCACUGGUGACAGCAGUACCGACACUCCGCCAUACCGCGGCGACCCACAUGCACUCUGCAACGACGUCGGCGGGCGAUAUAGGUGCCCAACAUCAUCAAAACAACAUUCUUCAGCACAGCCGCCAAUCCAGUCAAUCAGGAGGUCAACAUAGUCGAACUCUCAGUGGAUCGGGGCACAACAUCAGUAAUGUUGCAGGAAGUGCAGCCAUGCGGACACUGGAAGCCAACGGCUCGAUCCUGGCUCUUAGUCAUACCCCCAGUGCAGCCAACAGCAACCACAGUAGCAUGGAGUCUUCGCCCUUAUUGGCCCAGGCGCAGGCCCAAGCUCAAGCUCAUGCACAAGCCCAAGCUCAAGCUCAAGCUCAGGCACAAGCUCAGGUCCAGGCUGCCCACGCCCACGCCCACGCCCAAGUUCAAGCCGCACAUGCCCACGCACAGGCACAAGCUCAAGCUCAAGCCCAGGCUCAAGCCCAGGCGCAGGCGCAAGCACAAGCCCAGGUUGCCCAUUUACAGGCGCAGGUGGACGCCAACACCGAGGCAGCAGUGACCGCAGCGGUAUUGAGUAUGAAUGGACUCCAUGGGCCGAACGCUGGACCGGGCGCGGGAUCAAUGUCUGGAACAAGCAACGCUUCUGUACCUGCAGGAUCAGUAUCUAAUGCGCACACGUUCUCGAUCUACCCUAUGGAGGAUUCGCAGUUUCUCCAGCAACUCCAAGAACAACACCAACAUCAACAACGACUCCAGUUAAUGUCGCAGCAGCAGCAGCAGCAGCAGCAACAGCAGCAACGUCAGCAGCAGCCAGGACAGGCUGCAGGCGUAGUAACAGUUCAUCAGGAUCCGAUCCAUACCCGGUCUCCCGAAGUCGACCAUCACAGCAUUGAGCUGGAUGGAGAGCCAGCCCGCAAGCGUGUCCGGUCUUGA
This is a messenger RNA of Linnemannia hyalina, 3627 nucleotides long. NCBI's taxonomy places the organism in Eukaryota, Fungi, Mortierellomycota, Mortierellomycetes, Mortierellales, Mortierellaceae. The record is from the annotation of a GenBank genome assembly.